AUGGUUUUUGAUCUCCCAACUAUGGAUUUCACCAGUGGUGAAAUAAUCCAUCUUCGUCGAUUAUGGAGCUCAUUACGACUAUUCAAAACCGAAACCGUGAAACCAGAUCAAAUCAAAAGUCAUAAUCGGCCAUUGCUGUCUUGCAAAACCACAAGAAACACAAAAACCAUCGACGAUAUCAAAGCCGAUGCGUUCAUCAAAAUGUGGUCCACCCAUGUUGUCGAUAUGGAAACACCCAGAUUUUCAGAAAGUUCAUCGUUACUUGACAAAAGUGACGCCGUGAUUACAAAGUUCCAACUAGUAUCCAUGUUCAAACUCCUCACAUUCAUGCUUGACAAUUUGACCCAACCAAGCAUCACCUCUAUGGAUGUUCUCGUUCAAGUCAGCAAAGUGAAUGCAAGGAUCUGGAAUCUUGAGGAGAGUGCCUACAUUCUUGUGGGCGAGGCAUUGACAUCGACUAUACUUGACAUUUUGGGCAGGAAUGUGUUCACCACAGAAAUCGAAAUCAUCUGGCUCCGAUUUUAUUCCACAGUUGCUUCCAGCUUGGUAUACUAUGCCAAAGACCCAGCUUCCACAUUCGUCCCGGAAACUCAUCCUCAUGUUCACAAACUAAGCAUCAGCGAACAAUCCACCAUUACCUCCCGUCUUUCCUUACUGCAUUCUCGAGACGAUUCGUCGUCUUUUACUUCAGUGGAACAAUCUUCAAUUGCUACCUAUACCAUGGGUACCUCCAAACCCACCGUCAUUGACGAAGAUUCCGACGAAGAUACCUCUUAUGAUUUACUCAAUUCCUUCGUGCCAGAAACCACCAACAUCUCAAAAUCAAAAAGUGCAAAGAAGAUCAAAAAGAAUAAGUACGGUCCCACAAAGGGUAAGCCUCCUGCUUUAGUAGGAUGGAACCACCCAAAGAAGCAGUCUGAUGACUGUGUGAUAAGUUAG
This is a messenger RNA of Meyerozyma guilliermondii ATCC 6260, 939 nucleotides long. RefSeq lists its product as uncharacterized. The record is from RefSeq and is a predicted model, not a curated record. The transcript has a single exon. Gene Ontology annotation, biological process: cellular response to nitrosative stress; nitric oxide catabolic process. Bases 1 to 939 code for a protein of 312 amino acids. Gene Ontology annotation, molecular function: nitric oxide dioxygenase [NAD(P)H] activity; oxygen binding; heme binding. Gene Ontology annotation, cellular component: intracellular anatomical structure. Lineage: Eukaryota; Fungi; Ascomycota; Pichiomycetes; Serinales; Debaryomycetaceae.